AUGUCUAACCCCGGCAAACGAAAAAUCCUCAUUUUCUCGGACUGCGACUUCGGGCAAGCAAAUGUCGUCCUUUCUACCGUUUACGCACUGGUCCGCGCCGACCCCAACAUAGAGAUACAUGUCGCAUCACAGCCGGGCAUGCAAGGGCAGCUUUCCCUUAUCAUCAAGCAGGUGUCCAAUGAUCUUGGAUUUGCAGCCGCAGAAUCUAUCAAGGCCCAUGACUUGGUCGGGUUAUCUCACUGGGAAGCCAUGGAGAGGCCUGGUAACCCCAAUCUCGACUCUUGGGCGUGCGAUCCGACGAUCCCAAACAUGGUCAGCAUGCUGUCUGUUCUUCCGGGCAUCACUCUCCCGUGGAGCGCAGAGGAGUUUGUCGAGAUCUACCGGGACGUGGAGCGUGUAUGGAGCGAGGUUCAGCCAGACGUCACCGUCGUUGAAAACUUCUUCGCCCCUGCCCUUACCUUCUGCCAUAACCUCCGCCCAAAAACACCGUGGAUAGUCCUGGCUCCGAACACCAUCAAAGAAUUUGCCCUGUCUGCACAACCAGGAUUGCCCAGUCUUUGGAAAUAUCCCAUUUUCAACUCCGCCAUUUCAUACCCGGUGCCUCUUCACCAGAUCCCGCUAAACAUAUUCUAUAACAUAGUCGCGAUGAUCGCCAUAUUCACGAGUAGGAGACGGGGGCGUUGUAUAAACCACAUGAACGAACAGCUGGGUCAAGGGCUUCAACUCAUCACUGUCAACGAACUCGGUCUGCUCGCUCCGCCGCCACCUGGAAUUCGGGUGAUGGUCGCAAACAGCCCGGACAUCGACUUUCCAUUUGACGUCAUUCCCAAUUUUAUGGUCCCCUGCGGUCCAAUUACAAGACCUGCAGCGCCUAUCUCGACCGAAGAUCCGGAACUCGCACUUUGGCUCAGUCGCGGCCCGACAGUUUACAUGAACCUUGGAACACAUCGUUCGUUCGACGUUGCCAAAGCAAGAGAGGUGGCCUACGCUUUCCGCAGUUUAUUCGACGCUGCAAAAACCUCUCAUCUCAAUAAUUUGCAACUCAUUUGGAAGAUGCCCAGGGUAGCAUCGGAGGGAGACACUUCUGGCUUUGAGGGCCCUUGGAAGGAAAUCAAGGACAUCCUCGAGUCUGAGAUGGACCAAGACCGCGUCAGGAUUGUAGAUUGGAUUACUGCUGAGCCCAAGUCUCUGCUUCAAUCUGGCCGCAUUAUCUGCUCAGUCAACCACGGGGGAUCCAACUCUUUCCACGAAGCGAUAUGCUGUGGAAUCCCUCAAGUUAUCCUACCAGGAUGGGCUGAUUGUUACGAUUUUGCUCUGCGCGCCGAAUUCCUGGGCAUCGGCAAGUGGGCGAGCCGUACCGCACGGCCGUUAUGGAAGCGAGACGAGCUUGCCAAGGGCCUUGAAGAGGUUCUUUUAGGUCCUCAGGCAAUGGACAUGAUCAAAAGAGCCCAAGAACUUGCGAAGCGACACCCGGAAGGCGCAGGCCGUGAUCGUGCCGCAGAAGAGAUUCUGAAACUAUUGGAUGGCAACAACACGAACGGGGAAAAUGGAAAGUACUAA
Colletotrichum gloeosporioides is the source of this 1560-nucleotide messenger RNA. Its product is annotated as Glycosyltransferase sdnJ. NCBI's taxonomy places the organism in Eukaryota, Fungi, Ascomycota, Sordariomycetes, Glomerellales, Glomerellaceae. The record is from RefSeq and is a predicted model, not a curated record. The transcript has 3 exons. Gene Ontology annotation, molecular function: UDP-glycosyltransferase activity. The coding region runs from base 1 to 1560 and encodes 519 amino acids.